GAUUCGAAAGAACAAAACGUGUCAACAAUCUGUGUUAAAGAAACUGCUGUUGCUUAAUUUCCUUUCAGUACGGGAAAUUUUGGGGGAGGAAGGGAAAGGAGGAGGAGGGAGGGAACUGGAAAGUUGGGGAAAUGAAAUGAAAUGAAAUCGGUUCCUGAAUCCGUGUCCUCUUUUUCUUCAGUGUCCUCCAUUGUUGGUGUUGAUGAAAGCUCCACUCUGAUUCCAGGUCUUCCCAAUGAUGUGGCAGCUCUGGUUCUGUCCUUCGUCCCUUACUCCCACCACGCUCGCCUCAAAUCCACCUCCAAAUCAUGGCGUCUCUUCUUCUCCUCCAAAGCCCUGAUUUCGCUUCGAUUCACCCACCAAAAUUCCCUCUCUCAACUUCUCUGCCUCUUCCCUCAAGACCCUUU
Molecule: messenger RNA, 407 nt
Organism: Momordica charantia (bitter melon)
Lineage: Eukaryota; Viridiplantae; Streptophyta; Magnoliopsida; Cucurbitales; Cucurbitaceae
Source: RefSeq, a predicted model, not a curated record